AUGCAUCUCAUCGUGCACCAGUCCUUGGUAGAAGUUGACGAGUUUAUUUCUGAGGCAGCCCGUGCAUUUCCCAAUGUGUUCAAAGGAUUCAACAAGUAUAUUGCAUCCCUGUGCAAGUGCAUUAACUUCUGGCGGGAAAAUGUGAAUGACUUCGUGGAGCUUUGGGAGAAGAUACACGGACCCAAAGCGCCUGCAGAGGGAGUUAACUAUCGCCGAUAUCCGGUCAGAGUCGUGACGGGCAGAUGGGGGGCCAUUGAUGUGGCUGAAUCUUUCUUUCUUGCACGUGGGCGCAACUAUCUGCAAGAUGUGUUGUUGGCCAUGUUGAGCAAACGCAUGAAGGCAGCCAAACCCGAGGAUGCAGAACAGAGUGCACAGAAGCGUUUAAGGGCAGGAGCACAGGCAAAGAGUGUGCCGACGGCAAAGCGCAAAGAAGAUGCGACUGCGGCAUUGAUGGACGACGACUCGCGGGAUGCAUUUAAGCUGAAGCUGACAAAGUGGGCCAGUGGGGCUUUCGCUGCUGUUCGCUGCAGUUUUUUCUGGGUGCUGCUUCGACUUCAGCACGAAGUACGGGGCCCAUUGUCGUAUUUCCUUUGCUGGUGCCAGAAACACAGUAACGAUGAGUUGCUCCUGAAACUUGUGACACACCAAGCCGAUCACGUCAUGAAGAUGUUCGACAAGCUGGCACAGACAUUUGACACUUGGUUCGAUGAUGCCAUGACGGAAAUGAAAGCAGGGGAUUUGCCUCAAGACCUGGUUGGCAUGAUCAAGUCUUUCACAUUCAAGCAGUUGACGUCAGCAGCAGGCAUUGCGAAGGAGUUGCUGAGCGCAGACGACAACUUGAUGGAACUCAAUGCCAAGAAAUUGAAGUGCCUGUGUUACUCUGAAUUGGAAUUCAUCGCAAAGGAAGGGCGGUUCAAUUUCCGAGCCACAAGCGCGGGCAGCAAGCUGUAUGCCAUAUUGCGUGCCAUGAGCGCUGUAUUUCUGGGAGACACACAGCUGGUCGAAAGCAUCAACAGCAUCAUCAGAUUGAUCUCAUCCCGCUGCCCGCGAAUAGACUUACCCACACUGUCCAGCCGGCUCAUCGUUAAGAAAUCUUGUGCUUUUGCCAGGGCAACCGGUGAAGGUGUAGAUGACGACUCCGCAUGCAAGAGGUGGUCUGCUGUGAAGCGUCGUGCUGGUCCGGUGCUUCAAGACUUGCUUGGGUCAGGAGAGAAUUACAAGCCUGUCUUGGACACGCCCAACCGGUUCACGCCGACUUCGGUUGUUGAUUGGGCUCAGCUUCACGACGAUCUGGCUAACACAAACCUGUCACUCGCUUUGCCUGAUUUGAAAAUCACAGCAGCCUCACGUAUGUUGGCGGGAUCUGCGUUGGCAGCGCAUAAAGCGCAGUCACAGUUUCGACAAGAUCUUGUUGAUUCCAAAGGUCGUUUGUGGAGCACCGCGUCUCAAGGUGCCCUUCAGCUUCAAGCAAAAGCCACGGCCACACAAGAUGCAGCAGAAGUUCGUGACUGCCACGUGCUUUGCGCGACAUCUCUGAGAUCCCUCAUGGUCGUUGCGAAACUUGAGAGGACUGAUUCAGGCGAGCUCCGGCUGCAGGGCGGCAGGUUUCAGUUCACGACGAUGAAAGAGAUUCUGCAGGACAUGCUCAAGGACAACGACACCAGGGUUGCGUUGAAAGGCUUGCAUUUGUUUCGUGCACCGACUGGUGGCUUGGCUGCCUUGCAGGUAGAUGCGCUCCCGAGCGUGGGCGACGUGGGCACAGAAUCUGCGUCUUCUUCUAAAUAUUCGUUUGGAGCUGUUCUUUGCGGAGUGUCUCAUGCUGCGGGUGCGCUUGUGGAAGUUGGCGGCCAGUCCGAACCUGGGAAGCCUGCAAGCCAAAGAAAACUUCUUGGCACUGCCAGCGUUCCGGAAUCAAUCCAACAGGAAACCUGUAUGGAUGUGGAUGGUAUGGAUGAUGCUACGAUUGACGCAGAGAUUACAGAACUUGCAGACGUUGAAGCCGGGUAUGGCUUUGGAGAAGAAGAAGACAAUUCUACGGAGCAGGCAAACAAGCUGAUGGAUGAGUUGGACGACUCGGAUAUCAACAAAAGGAAUGCAUCGGCUAUUGCCGGCAUGACGGGCAAGAAUGGGCAAGUUGGGCAAGCAAGUGCACAAAGCAACAUGCUUCGUGCUUUGGAACACGCUAAGGAGCUCGUUAAAGCAAAUAACAGUGAUCGUGGCGGCAGUGCCGUCAACGUUGCAUUGACAGGUGCUGAGUUGGAAGAAGAGGCACUGUUGCUCUUGGUCAGGACUCGGCAAGAAGUGGCUUCACAGUCACAGUCAAUGCCACCGCCCAAGCUUCAGCCAAACAGAGACAACGUAGUGGCUCCUGGAAAAGCUAGAGCUUCAGCACGACCUGCGAGAGAAACCAAAUUCGAGCGCAGCCAAACUGAUUGGGACAGUGUUGCAGAUUGCUUGGGCCAAGAGGCAGGUGUUGAUGCCGAUGCCCAAGACGACAAGGAGUCUGCCUCAAACGAGGAACCGAUAGACGUCGCGCCUGAAAUGUCCGCUGUCAAGUCGAUUACGAAUGCUGUUGGUGUGGGUGCAUCCAGUUCAUCACUGGAAGGCCAAGCAGUGCGUGCCAGGCGUGAGUGGUUAGCUGCCGUGGCGCGGACAUGGGCGGCUAUCAAAGAUGCAAGGACUCGUUGUCUGCAAGACAUUGGCUUCAACGAUGAGCUAUCGCUUCUAGCCCGCAAGCCCCGUAGUGCGCCUGCAGGGGGUGGCAAACCGGAACAUCCAGGGGAGCUGCUCUUCGUCAAGUGGGUUGACGUGACAGAGAGAGUCGGCAGGUUGGUGCGCAUAGACUCGGACAACAGGGUGGUCUACUGUCCGGCUUCCAUGUUUGGUAAAUCUGUGCCAACGCAUGUUUUCAUGCAUGAUGAGUACGAUUACCUGGUGCAUGCAGUUGGAGCAACAAGCCGCAAAUACAAACGACAGCAGGGAUGCCUGCGCGAUGAGCUGCCAAGUGACGUGGUUCGUUUCCGUGCCUUUGCGCAAGUGUUGAUGACAUAUGCGAACCAGAUGCGCCCAGCAAUGGACCCAAACUUCAUCGGCGGCAUACCGGGGCUGCCGAUGCCACCAUUGCCGCAGACAAUCCAGCCGAUGUUUUUCGGGCCGCCGCCGCCGUGUCCGGGGGGGCCUUUGAGACCAGUGACGGUGUGGGUGGAUCCCAACGGCUACAUACAUCCACCUCCUCCUCCUGGUGCACCUUACGGUCCAGUGAUGCAAAGGAGGGACACGGAUGGAGAUGAUGAACCUGUCCGGCGACCUCAGCCGCCUAAGUAUCCGCCACCUGGCUGGCCUAAGCAGUCACCACCUCAACCAGAGUCAGAUCAGCACCCACCCCCGCAAAACCUGACACCUGCGGAGCAGUUCAACCCACUGUACGCACGGGCUCAGCAGAAGGCGACUGCAGACCCGAAGCCGCCGGUGCCACCACCUCCUCCACCUCCGGGGCCUCCGGGAGAUGAUGUUCUUGGUGAGCUUGCUCGCGACACUGCUCGGCCUCGAAAACCUACCGCCAUGGAUGUGCCGACUCCGCUUCCUCCGGAUGAGUCGGAGUCGAGUGCGCGGCCGCGACCGAAGACGGCGACGAAGGUUGCUUCGAAAACGCCGGAGUCGACGGACUCGAAGGAGGAGAAGGAGUCGGGCCGUACUACGUCAGAUGCUCGCGACAGUGAUGAUGACAACGAGGCGCCGGAGACGCCUAAGCAUGAAGCCGAGUCUGUGGAGCAGGCGGAGGCGUCGCAGGAGAAGCCGGCGAAGCCUGAGCGGACAGAGCGACGUGGCAGAAGCAGUGGGCGCAAUCGGCGGACUGAGGCUGCGGAGCGGAUGGACAAGCCAGCGCGCAAGCGUGUGAGGAGCGACGCCGAGAAGCUUGACCGGAAGGCGCCCAAGAAGCCGGCCAAGACCAAGAAGGACUCCAAGGACCACAAGAAGGCAGUCGACAAGAGUGGCGACAAGAAGCCCAAGGAGCCCAAGGAGAAGCGGACGAAGGCAAGUUCGCACAGCAAGCCGCCUUCUCCCACAUCACCGGCCUCGCCGUCCUCGCCGCCCCCGUCUUCUGCUUCUGCUGAUGAUGGUGAAGGCGGUCCGGCCAGAGACCCUCGCAGGCGCCGCAAAGCUUUGGUGGUGGCGGAGCCGGACUGCGAGACGGAGCCACCGCCUGCAGCUUUUACUCCCAGUCGGAGUCCUACGGACAUGUUCGACGAUAAGUCUCUGGAGUAUGCAAUGGACCCUGAGAUUGAGGCGGGCUCACAGUGGCAUUGCAUUCGUUCUUGA
Molecule: messenger RNA, 4320 nt
Organism: Symbiodinium sp. CCMP2592
Lineage: Eukaryota; Dinophyceae; Suessiales; Symbiodiniaceae
Source: the annotation of a GenBank genome assembly